This is a messenger RNA of Sphaerodactylus townsendi, 3618 nucleotides long. It is a transcript of the gene SMOC1, whose product is annotated as SPARC related modular calcium binding 1. NCBI's taxonomy places the organism in Eukaryota, Metazoa, Chordata, Lepidosauria, Squamata, Sphaerodactylidae. The record is from RefSeq and is a predicted model, not a curated record. Gene Ontology annotation, biological process: extracellular matrix organization. The transcript has 13 exons. Bases 200 to 1600 code for a protein of 466 amino acids. Gene Ontology annotation, cellular component: basement membrane. Gene Ontology annotation, molecular function: calcium ion binding; extracellular matrix binding; heparin binding.
GGGGGAUCCCGAUGGCCGGGGCCGUGGCGGCGUUUAACCUGCUGCAGACAGAGGGGGCGGGCGGAGCGCUGCCAGCCGAAGACGGGCGCUCGCUCGGGGUGAGGGAACCCGCCCCUUGCUCAGCAGAAGCAGGAGCCGGCAGCCGGGGCGUCCCCUCUUCUGCCAGCCUCCUGCCUGCCCUUUUCGCCCCGCAGCCACGAUGCCGGCCAGUCCGGGGGGCUCUGCGUCCUCUCGCCUGGUCUUGGCGCUGCUGGUUCUUCUGCCGCGGGUUCACAACCACCGGGCGAGCGGGCCCAGGUUUUUAAUAAGUGACCGUGACCGAGACCCUCAGUGUAACCUCCACUGCUCCAGAUCCCAGACCAAGCCCCUCUGUGCCUCAGAUGGCAGGACAUAUGAGUCAAUGUGUGACUACCAGAGAGCAAAAUGCAGGGACUCAAGUCUGAGUGUGGUUCAUCGAGGCAGAUGCAAAGAUACUGGUCAAAGCAAAUGUCGACUAGAAAGAGCCCAAGCACUGGACCAAGCAAAGAAGCCCCAGGAAGCAGUCUUCAUUCCAGAGUGCAGUGAGGAUGGGUCAUUUACCCAAGUACAGUGUCACACGUACACUGGGUAUUGCUGGUGCGUCACUCCAGAUGGCAAACCCAUCAGUGGUUCUUCAGUUCAAAACAAAACUCCUGUUUGUUCAGGUUCAGUAACUGACAAACCAUUAGGACAGGGUAAUUCUGGGAGAAAAGUUUCUUUUCGAUUCUUUUUAACCCUUAAUUCAGAUGAUGGUUCAAAGCCAACACCUACCAUGGAGACCCAACCUGUUUUUGAUGGAGAAGAGAUCACAGCUCCCACACUUUGGAUUAAACAUUUGGUCAUCAAAGAUUCCAAACUAAACAGUUCCAGUAUGAAAAAUUCAGAGAAAAUUAAUUCUUGUGAUCAAGAGAGGCAAAGUGCCUUGGAAGAGGCCAGACAGAACCCACGUGAAGGGAUUGUCAUACCUGAAUGUGCUCCUGGAGGGUUGUACAAGCCAGUGCAAUGCCAUCAGUCCACAGGAUAUUGCUGGUGUGUUCUGGUAGAUACAGGUCGUCCCUUACCUGGCACAUCCACAAGAUAUGAGACCCCUGUAUGUGAAAGUGAUGCCAGAUCAAAGAGUUCAGAAAUUGAUGACCCAUUCAAGGAUAGAGAACUUCCAGGCUGUCCAGAAGGGAAGAAAGUAGAAUUUAUUACCAGUUUACUGGAUGCUCUGACCACAGACAUGGUACAGGCCAUUAACUCAGCAGCACCUGCUGGAGGUGGGAGGUUUUCAGAGCCUGAUCCUAGCCACACAUUGGAGGAGCGGGUGGUGCAUUGGUACUUCAGUCAGCUGGAUAACAAUAGCAGCACUGACAUCAGCAAAAGGGAGAUGAAGCCAUUCAAGCGCUAUGUAAAGAAGAAAGCUAGCCCUAAGAAAUGCGCACGACGCUUCACAGACUAUUGUGACCUCAACAAGGACAAGUCUAUUUCACUACAGGAACUGAAGGGUUGCUUGGGUGUUGGCAAAGAAGGAGGCAGCAUUGGAACUUUUCCCCAUGGAAAAAGACCAGGUGUUAAUCCUUUCAUAGGACGUCUUGUCUAAGAGAUGAUGGGAAACCAUGACACAAACAAAUGGAUGCGCCAGCGCAAGGACAGGACACGCUGCCACCGGAAAAGACUUGUGUGGGACUGGCAACAUCCAAUGUAGCAAGAGUGGCCUCAACAAUAUUUGCACUUUUUUUUCAUAAUAAUUGAAGCGGGGUGGAGGUUGGUUUCUUUUAAUGCCAUAAUUUACUACCUUGGAGAAGAAAUUUUUUAAAAGGCCAACGUUACAUCUUGGGAAGUAAACUGAACAGCUACUGAUCAUUAAAAUGUUUGGGAUUGCUCGGACUCAACGAAAGAGAUGUUUAAUAUACUGUAUAUAAAUUUAUGUAAAUUGUACAGUGGUCUUGUGCUGACCUGUGUGUGACUGCUUUGUCUCUUAUGUGGUGCAAAGGAUGCUAUUAUUCAGAAACGCGUUGAUUUCUCAAUCAACUUUUCUUUCACAGCCAGCAUCUUUAUAAGUUCAGAAGCUGUGGUGGUUCACAAGCAUUCCUGCUCCCACUACAAAUGAAGACAUUUUGCCUGCUUUACUGAACAUCUGAUAACAUGGUUUGAUUACUGUAAUGCACACCAGAUUGGCCUGCCCUUGAAUACAAUUCAUAAAUAGCAGCAGGCUGAUUAUUGUCAGGGUUAGCCAAUGGGAGCUUAAUUUGGCCAUCUUAAAAAAAAUUACAUUGACUGCCAUUUUGUUUCCUAAUCCAAUUCAAUGUCCUUUAAAGCCCUUCACAGCUGGAACCCACAUGUCUCAAGGACCAUCUCCUCGCGUAUGUUCCCCUACACCAACUACAGUCUUCAGACUGCCACUUGCUGGCUGUUCCUCCACUUCAGGUAGCUUGUCUGUCAUCAGCCAGAACCAUUCCUCAUUGCAGCUGCCAUUCUGUGGAAUGGAUUUCCAGACAAGACUAGGAAAGGGCUGUCAUUAGAAAUCAAGAGGCUCAGCAAGACCAUUUUAUUUACCAGGGAUUUGAGUAAGUUAUAAACUGCAGACAUCUUUUUUUUUUGGGGGGGGGGGGGAUUGGAAACUUUAUUAUAUUGAUUUUCAGUUGUAACAUUUUAACAAUCUUUUGUAAGCCACCUUGAGCCACAAGAAAAGGCAGGAUAUAAAUAUUUUAAUCAAUAAAGCAUACAGAAUUUAGCCUCCUGCUGGCACCACUGCAAUCAGCCAUGAAUCCUUCUUACUGCAUUGCAAAUUGUUAAAAGGUAAGAGAGCAAAUUUAGAUGUGAGGUGACUGUACCAUAAAGAUAGGUUUCUGACCAUGCUGUAGGUAUAUAUAACAAAUGCAGUCUCUGGCCUGUGUGGUACAAUGGCUAGAGAGAGCAAGUGUAUAUAGAAGGAGAAUAAGAGUUUGGAUUUAAACCCUCCUUUCUCUCCUGUAAGGAGACUCAAAGAGCUUGCAAACUCCUUUCCCUUUCUCUCCCCACAAUAGACACCUUGUGAGGUAGGUGGCGCUGAGAGAGUUCUCAGAGAACUGUGACUGGCCCACAGUCAACCUGCAGGCUUCGUAUGUUGGAGCGGGAAAACAAAUCUGCUUAACCAGAUAAGAUUCCACCACUCAUAGUGGAGGAGUGGGGGAUCAAACCCGGUUCUCCAGAUUAGAGUCCACCUGCUCUUAACCACUACACCUGAGCAUUAAAUUUAGGCUGAGGACAGAUCUCUCCCUGGGCAGUCCUGGGCAGUCUUUCAGCCUAACCUGUCUCACAGGAUUAUUGCAAAGAUGAAUGGGAUAACACCAUUUGCAUCACCAUCAGCUUGAAGAGCAGCAUGCAAGUGUUAUUAAUAAGUAAUGGAAUGAAUACUAUAUAGCCCUCAUCUGCUAGCAGUAGGCAUGUUUUAGUGGAGUCUAUAACCUGUCAUCAAAAUACACUAUGUCAUAGUUACUUUAUGGUUUUAAUUUACUCCUUCACCUGAGUGGCAGAGGCUUAUCUGGUGAACCAGAUGUGUUCCCACACUCCUACAUUCCUGCUGGGUGACUUUGGGCUAGUCACAGUUCUUUGGAACUUUCUCAGCCCCACCUACAA